AUGAGCACCAUUCAUCCCAUCGACACUGAAGAUGGGGUUCGUAGCCUUGUCAAUACGAUCAUCGCGCAUCCCUUCGAGCCACUCUACAUCGUUUGGAAAGGUGUAAAUCUCUCCCGCGAAGGUACCCUGAGCCUGAUGCUAAUCUACCUGGAAUGCAUGGACAACAUCUACGCAGUGGACCUCGAGACCCUCGGCGCGCGGGCCUUCUCCACGACCGCGAGUUCCCGUCUCGACAAGACUACCAGCCUCCAGGCCAUCCUCGAGUCCCCCAACCGCACCAAGGUCUUCUUCGAGGUGUGGAAUGGCUCGGACGCGCUGUUCAGUCAGUUCCAGAUUCGCCUCCAGCGCGUUGCUGACCUCCAGCUGAUGCAGCACGCCGCCUCCGAGGGCUGGCGGCGCGACAACAGUCGGGUGACCAAUCUCGCGGCGUGCAUCAAGGAUGACGCCGGGCUAACCGAGCCCGAGGCGCGCCGCUGGCGGGCCGAGAAAGAACGCGGCCGCCUCAACUGCUUUUAUAUCGGCCGCGACGGAGACAGCCACAUCCUGCGUCGCCGGCCGCUGGACAACGACUUCCUCAACUACUGCUCGGCGGAUAUCGCUCACUUCCCCAAGCUCGACCGCCAGUAUCGGCGUCAGCUGGACGAGUUCUGGAAGUGGGCGGUGGAGCGGGAGGCGCAAGCCCGGGUCGUCGAGUCCCAGCAGCCCGGGUUUCGGUCUCGGGGUGGCUGGCGCGGUCGGAUCUUCGGGCCCUGGAAUGGGGAUCGGGUGCAGGCACUGCGGAUUAAGUUCAUCGAGGAGACCGGGGGGGAAUAG
Messenger RNA from Aspergillus aculeatinus CBS 121060, 813 nucleotides. RefSeq lists its product as uncharacterized. The transcript has a single exon. Lineage: Eukaryota; Fungi; Ascomycota; Eurotiomycetes; Eurotiales; Aspergillaceae. The coding region runs from base 1 to 813 and encodes 270 amino acids. The record is from RefSeq and is a predicted model, not a curated record. Gene Ontology annotation, molecular function: nucleic acid binding.